AUGCAAGCAGGGGAGGGAUCCGGGGCUGAGUCUUCCUUUUCUGCCUUCUUUUCUUCCAGAGAAACACCAAAGGAGCCAGAGUUCAAAGGGGAUGAGACUGCUGAGACCUCAGAAUCCUCUUUGCCCACGGAGCAGGAGUCCACUGAGAAUGAGAAGUCUGAGGAAGCUUUCAAAGAGGCAGAGGAGGCUGAGGAGGAACCAGGAUCAUGGGAAGAAACAUUCAAGACCCACACCGAUAGCAAGCCUAGUGGACCAACAUCAGUGGGGCUAGACUUCUCACUCCCAGGUGUGGAGAACGUUUAUGGCAUCCCGGAACAUGCAGAAAAUCUCCGGCUACGGACAACUGAGGGAGGAGAUCCUUACCGCCUCUAUAACUUGGACGUCUUCCAGUAUGACCUGUAUAACCCCAUGGCCCUCUACGGCGCGGUUCCUGUCCUCCUGGCCCACAAUGUUCAGCGCACCCUUGGGAUCUUUUGGCUGAACGCUGCAGAGACCUGGGUGGACAUCACCUCCAACACGGCUGGCAAGACACUGUUUGGGAAGAUGCUAGACUACAUGCAAGGUGGAGGCGAGACCCCUCAAACUGAUGUCCGCUGGAUGUCAGAGAGCGGGAUCAUUGAUGUUUUUCUCUUGCUGGGGCCAUCUCCCAAGGAUGUUUUCAGGCAAUAUGCAUCCCUCACGGGCACCCAGGCCUUUCCUCCACUCUUCGCCUUGGCCUAUCACCAGAGCCGCUGGAACUACAACGAUGAAGAGGACGUCAGUGCUGUGGACAAUGGCUUUGACGAGCACGACAUCCCCUACGACGUCAUCUGGCUGGACAUCGAGCAUGCUGACGGCAAGCGCUACUUCACGUGGGAUCCAAACAAGUUUCCCCAUCCCCGGGAAAUGCUUCAGCACCUGGCAGCCAAGAGGCGCAAGAUGGUGAGCAUCGUGGACCCUCACAUCAAGGUGGACAGCAGCUACCGAAUCCACAGCGAGAUCCGCUCUCACGACUUCUAUGUCAAAACCAAGGACGGCAGCGACUAUGAAGGCUGGUGCUGGCCAGGCUCAGCAGGGUACCCCGACUUCACCAACCCCGAGAUGCGUGCCUGGUGGUCCAGCAUGUUUGCCUACGACCAGUAUGAGGGCUCCAUGGAGAACCUCUACACCUGGAACGAUAUGAAUGAGCCCUCUGUCUUCAACGGCCCAGAAGUCACCAUGCACAAGGAUGCAGUGCACAAGGGGGGCUGGGAGCACCGUGACAUCCACAACUUGUAUGGAUUCUAUGUGCAAAUGGCAACAGCGCUCGGACAGGUGCAGCGAUCGGGCGGUGUGGAGCGGCCUUUUGUGUUGACUCGGGCUUUCUUUGCCGGCUCGCAACGGUUCGGGGCUGUUUGGACAGGGGACAACGCAGCUGAGUGGGAUCAUAUGAAGAUCUCCAUUCCCAUGUGUCUAAGUCUGGGUCUUGUGGGCAUCUCUUUUUGUGGAGCCGACGUGGGCGGCUUCUUCAAAAACCCGGAACCAGAGCUGCUGGUGCGCUGGUAUCAAGUGGGAGCUUAUCAGCCCUUCUUCCGGGCGCAUGCGCACGUGGACACCAUUCGCCGGGAGCCCUGGCUGUUUGGCGAGGAGAACAAAGCGCUGAUCCGGGAGGCCAUCCGUGAGCGCUACGCCCUGCUUCCCUUCUGGUACACGAUCUUCUACCACAGUUAUCGUACGGGCCAGCCUGUCAUGAGACCCCUCUGGGUGGAAUAUCCCCAGGACACUACCACAUUCAGCAUUGAUGACCAGUAUCUUCUUGGUGACUCGUUGUUGGUUCACCCAGUAACAGCCCAAGGGGCCCGGGGCGUGCAGGUCUACUUGCCUGGCAAAGGAGAGGUCUGGUACGAUGUCCGCACGCACCAGAAGCUUCAUGCUCCUCAGACCCUGUAUUUGACCGUCGUCAUGAGCAGUAUCCCCGUUUAUCAACGGGGCGGCAGCAUCAUAGCCAGGAAAGAGCGAGUUCGACGCUCGUCAGAUUGCAUGCAGAACGACCCCUACACCCUCUAUGUGGCCCUGGGCCACCAGGGCACAGCGAAAGGGGACCUCUUUGUUGAUGACGGGCACACGUACAAUUUCGAGACGAAGGGGCAGUACCUGCAUCGCCGCUUCAGUUUCUCUGGCAACACCUUAACAGCCAGCUCUGCAGAUCCCAAGGGCAGUUAUGAAACUUCAGCGUGGAUUGAAAGGGUGGUGAUCCUGGGAGCUGGGAAGCCGGCAGCUGUGUUCCUCAAACAAGCUGGUGUAGCUGAGACCCGCCUGGAGUUUACACAUGAGGCCGAAACAUCUGUCUUAACUCUCCGCAAGCCUGCAGUCAACAUUGGGGCAGACUGGACCAUUUCUUUGCGAUAAUGCUACGAGAUGGGGUGGGGGGGAGGUUAGACGCGGGAGGACACCGGAAGUGUUGGGGGACUCUAGGCCAGCCCCUUUCACUGGGGAAAGGUGCCGUAAACUCAGCUGGGAGCUCUCCUCCUGAAGUGUCUUGGGUCCAAUGUCUCAUAGUAGGCAGGCACUGAGGAGGGAACUCUCCAGUUGCUCCCUCCUUGCCCUUCAAUCCUAGCUUAGACUCGGAUUUUCAAAUGGCUCCCCUAGGUUAAUUUUUAGCAAUAUUUGCUGUAGAGUGAGGAAUCUCCGAGUCGAAGUUAGAUUGGUCUUGGUUUCCCCCUGCCUCUGUUUGGGAGAGGGGCUGGAGGGUGAAGGAAUGAGCCCUUUUCCCUUCCCCUUUCCUGACUAUGCAGUACUGGGACCAGCCUUUUGAGUGGCUGAGCCUUUCUGGGAUGGGGGGGUGGGGAAUAGUUUAUUCAAACUCCUUUUUUCCCCCUACGCAUCUCUCCAUUUUCUUUUAUUGCCCCCCCUCCAAAAAAAAUCCUGGCUAGAGUUCCAGGGCAGCGAGUGGACUGACUAAAAAAAAAAACACACAGAAAAGGUGAUUUAUGUAGGCAAGGGUUGCCUUUAAACUCCUUUCCUUGCCAACAGGUGAAUGUACAGGGAGUCCCUCUUUGAUUAUUUCCCUUAUGCCUCCUAUGCCAGCCACACACCAUAAUCGAGGGGCAGUAGAUACAGCUCGAUCAUGACCCCUCUUAUCCUCCCUAAUCCCUAAAUCCCCAAAGAUUCUUGUUCCUCUCCCACACUCACACACAUCACUUCUUCCCAAAUCCUUUAUGGUGUAAGGGAAGAUGAAUAUUUUUGGGGUGGGGAGGGGCAAAUGUUUCUAGGUGUCAGUGAAUCACUGUCACUUCUAUUUAUAUUGGGAGAGAGACAAAAGAUGGGAUCAUGUGAAAGGAAAUGGAUGCUGCAGGUUGGUUACAAAACUGCACCCUGGAUUGGGGGGAGAAGUGGGAGGAAGGGAAAUCAUAUUUUUUUCCCUGCAUCAAAACCUAAGAAAAGGGGGUGGGGGAGAAAAAGUGGGUGUACACAAGCUGCUAAGAAAAUGGGCCCUUCCCCUGCUGGAAAAAGAGAAGAUGAGCCAUCGUUGAGAGGAAACCGGCAGGGAUCUUUCUUCCGUCGCUGCAGCAUCUCUCAUUCCCUGCUUCUGGCUGUCAACUCUGCUGCCGUCAGGCCAGACCGCACGGAUUUCUUUGUGUGUACGUGGAUUUAACAUUCCUGGUUCUGGCCAGUGCUCCCUUGUUGUAUGUUUGCAGGCAAAGACCCAGAGCAAGGCUUUUAAAAUUCUCAAAACCGUUGUCUUUAAUGUACACACCCACACAACUUCUUUUUUUCCUGCCCCUCGUGAUUUCAUCUGCAAAUAGUGCUUUUACUGACUGGGUGUUUUGAUAAAAAGAUGGACAAUUAAAACAAAACAAAACUCGAAA
Molecule: messenger RNA, 3827 nt
Organism: Sphaerodactylus townsendi
Lineage: Eukaryota; Metazoa; Chordata; Lepidosauria; Squamata; Sphaerodactylidae
Gene: GANAB
Product: glucosidase II alpha subunit
Exons: 20
Coding region: 1-2367 (788 amino acids)
Biological process (GO): carbohydrate metabolic process; N-glycan processing
Cellular component (GO): glucosidase II complex
Molecular function (GO): carbohydrate binding; glucan 1,3-alpha-glucosidase activity
Source: RefSeq, a predicted model, not a curated record